GCCCGCGUCAGUCAGUCCCGCGGCGAGCGGAGUCCGGCCUGAGGAUGGUGUCGAGCGAGGCGGCCCCGCGGAGCGCCCCCAGCGCCUAUUUCAAGCAGACCCACCCCGUCUUCAUGGCGGCCGUCGCGUUCGGCCUGGUGUACCACGGGUGGGUAGUGUUUUCAGCGGAAACGUUUCCCUAUGACUUCCUGGGACCAAUAGGCACCUUCACAAGAUACUUGGCGGAGAAUCACAAGAUCUUUGUUGAUAUCGGGUAUGCCAUUGUCUGGCUAAUUCAUGUUGGGGAAGCACUUUACUGUCUCAAGCUGUGCCGGGACAAGGGCAUCACAGAUCCGUUGACCCAGUUCCGGUGGGUCGCUCAAACGUUUUGUUUUGGACUGACUUCCUUUUUCCUCUUGCUGAUUUACACCCCGCCGAAGGAAGAAGACGGCGCCAGUGGACGACUCGACCGGAAGAAAAAGGAACACUAAAAAAAAAUGCGGCCAGGGCUUUGGGUGUCGUUUUCUGCCUGAGGGUGGAGGUGUUGCGAACUACUUAGAUGCUUGGAAAAAGUUUCCCAUCUUCCAGAGGUGCCUCUUGGUAUUGCAGCUCUAGGGGAAGUGAAGAAAGGAGCUUAUGAAAUUCUUCUUGAUUAAACAGGGACCUUUAUAAUGUGGUCAGAGGAGGAAAAGCAAAUGUCCCCCGCUACCAGUGGCCUUAGAGGGGCAGGAGGGCGUACCACUAGAACUUCCGUUUCUGAGACGCGUGAUGUCUGGCUAAUGGCUAAUAUCCCCCAUCCACCCACCCGACACAGAGUUGCUGUGCCAUUAAUUUAGUGCCUUGGUGUCCUGCCCCCUUCCCCCAAGGGGCCCCGAGUGGCAGGCGUCAGCCCCACCGCCUCCGUUUUACCCUCACAACAACCCAGUGAGGUAGGUUACGCUGAGGGGGAGGAAAAAGCGGCCCAGGGGCCGAGUCAGGAUCUGAUUGACCGCCGCUGCUUCUGUCUCCAGAAGCAUCUCUGGGACCUGCAGUCUCAGGCUUUGCUUUCACCUCCCCUGGCAACUUGAGGAAUGGCGCCUCUGACAGCCCGAGAGUCUCCAUGUUUAUUAUUUCGCUGUUUAAAACCUUUAUCUCCUGCCUUUCCUCAUGGCUCAAGGCAGCUUUACAGCCGUCGUUUAAAACGUUUUCCGUUAAAAGCCAAAUAAAAUAGCAAACCCCAGAUCUCAAGCGGAAGCCCUGAUGUGUUUACUGGGACCUCCUCCACAGUAAGCAGGAUUCAGUGUUCCCUCUAAGCUGAGUUGGCAUGAGCUAGCUCCCAGUUUUUUAGCCUCCGGCUCACACGUUUUUGUCUUCGCUCAGGAAGGGAUGGCUCCAGGAUCGCAGGGUCCACAGCCUGUCGUCUUUGGGCCAAGCUGGGUACGACGGUGUCUUUGUGGCUGCCCUGUGAGGAUUUAGAGUGAUUUUAAAAUGCCAGAGCCCCGAUCCCCGCCGGGCCUGCAGUGCAGCGGGGUGAGGGGCUCUUGUUUCUCCCCCUCCCUCCUGCAUCUUACUAAGCACUAAAGGGGCUGUUUCCACUCUUGAAAACGCUUGGGGUGGAUGGGUGGGUUUAAGAGUGCAGCACUGCACGCCCGGUCAGGAUUGGGCCCUCGCAGCAUUUUAAAAUCAAUUUAAAAGGACGACGGCGCCCUUGCAGCGGUCACAAGAAUGCUAUCCUCUCUAGGUUGGCCCUUUCUUGCACUUUCCCCCCCACCCCCCCAGCACUUUAGUCUGGUCGCUAUGAAGUGAUAAACGUUGCACUAAACGUGCCGUACAGCCGGGUCCGUUUUUGUUAUGUGGCAGCUCAUCUCUGGAGUUCUGGGACCAAACUGGAUUCAGCCAGGAAGCAAGAUGAACACAGCGCAGUUGCAUUCUGGGAGAUCCCUCCCGGUGGCUGGAGGAGGCCCACUUUUGGCAGUCGGAGAGAGACGCCUCUCGUCGGGGACUGUGUCGAAACCUACGCCCUACUUUGGAUGGAGGCUAAGUUUGCAGAGCGGGCUUCCUUCAACCCUUCGACAUUCUCGGUCAGACUUCCAGGAACCCGCUGCUGCUGAGUGUGGACGGCUCCCCUCG
Molecule: messenger RNA, 2088 nt
Organism: Gekko japonicus
Lineage: Eukaryota; Metazoa; Chordata; Lepidosauria; Squamata; Gekkonidae
Product: transmembrane protein 254-like
Exons: 4
Coding region: 45-470 (141 amino acids)
Source: RefSeq, a predicted model, not a curated record